AUGUCCAUACCAUCACCACCAUCACCACUACAUCUACUCUCAAACAAUAUCUUCCAAAAGAAAAGAAAAAGAACCAUCCAUCACCCACAACCUCAACAAUCAACGGGCCCUACUUCACUCAUAAAAAUGGCCGCUGUCGUCCUCGCCAUCGGCGCCGCAAUCUACUUCACCGCCGAAAAAAUCCACGAUCACCGAGAAAAGAAACGGGCUUUGAAGGCUAAAAAUACAUCCAAACACGCUCUGCUUGAAGACGAUCAGACCAUCGGGGACCUUCCUGCCUACCAUAAGGAGAAACUGCCAGCAUACGACAUGGUAGAUCAGCACCGGCACCCUGCACUUGUGUCCGCGGGUUCAUCGCGGCACCAUCCUCACGGCCGUUAG
Messenger RNA from Microsporum canis CBS 113480, 381 nucleotides. RefSeq lists its product as uncharacterized. NCBI's taxonomy places the organism in Eukaryota, Fungi, Ascomycota, Eurotiomycetes, Onygenales, Arthrodermataceae. The transcript has a single exon. The record is from RefSeq and is a predicted model, not a curated record. The coding region runs from base 1 to 381 and encodes 126 amino acids.